AUGGGGCCGUUAUAUUGAUUUUAUUUAAUACUUAUGUUUUGGUUAAGAUGAUUUUCUAUUUCAGUUAGACUUUUUUACUGAUUUAAUCCAAGGGUUUUAAUAAUACACAAUUCUUCUUCUUUUUUUUUUUUUUUUUUUUACUAUGGUAUCAAUGAUUUAUUUACUACUAACAUAAAUACUACAGUUAUUUUGGUUAACUCAAAAUUUUUUUAUUUCUAUGAUUUUUAG
Molecule: messenger RNA, 228 nt
Organism: Bemisia tabaci
Lineage: Eukaryota; Metazoa; Arthropoda; Insecta; Hemiptera; Aleyrodidae
Source: the annotation of a RefSeq genome assembly